UCGCCUAGUAGUACAACUAUAACGUCGUUAGUUAGCCCCGCUUAUGCUAAGUAGUUAGCUGGCAGGGUAAAGUUAACUAACGACGUUACAGUACAGUAAGCUAUCCUAGCUAAUCAUGGAAGAAAUUAUAUUAGCUUUUGUAUGAUUAGAAAUAGUAAUCAACGUUUCUUGGGUAUAUUCCUGCACGCUCGGGAAAAGAAAGAAAACAACCACGAAGAAAUGGAGGUUGAUUUCCCCGAGCAAGACGCUAGCAGCACGGAUGAAGAGGACACUGUCAGCUCUUCUGUGUCUGAAGAUGGAGACAGUUCUGAGAUGGACGAUGAGGAUUGCGAAAGGAGACGAAUGGAAUGCAUGGACGAGAUGACCACACUCGAGAAGCAAUUUGGCGAUUUGAAAGAACAGUUGUACAAGGAGCGGCUGAGUCAGGUUGAUAUAAAGCUGCAGGAAGUGAUAGCUGGCUGUGCCCAAGAGUAUCUGGAACCACUGGCCAACCUGCAGGAGAAUAUGCAGAUACGGACCAAAGUAGCUGAUGACCUACCUACCAGCUCCUUGGGCAUCUACCGAGAGCUGUGUUUGGAGUCCGUGAAGAACAAGUAUGACUGUGAGAUCCAGGCUGCCUGCCAGCAUUGGGAGAGCGAGAAGCUGUUGCUGUUCGACACGGUGCAGAGUGAGUUGGAGGAGAAGAUCAGACGUCUGGAGGAGGACCGUCACAGCAUAGACAUCACUUCAGAACUUUGGAAUGAUGGAUUGCAUUCACGGAAGAACAAGAAGAAGGAUCCGUUCUGCCCCGUCAAGAAGAAGAAGCCUGUUGUUGUCUCAGGUCCAUACAUUGUUUAUAUGCUGCAAGACCUGGAUAUACUUGAAGAUUGGACAGCGAUACGAAAGGCACCACAGGCGAUGGCGUCGUUAGGGCCACACAGGGUCAAGGUUGAUGCCCCUACCAAGGCUGAGAAACACCACCAUGUGGCGAGGUCUGAGGAGGGCAGACUGUUCUAUGACAGCCAGUGGUACUGCAGAGGACAGGCCAUAUGCAUCAACCGGAAGGAUGAGUACCCCACUAGUGCCAUAAUAACCACCAUUAACCACGACGAGGUGUGGUUCAAACGCCUGGAUGGCAGCAAGUCCAAGUUGUACGUCUCUCAGCUGCAGAAAGGCAAAUACACCAUCAAACACUCCUAAUGACACUCGCGGCUUGCUGGAUGUCGUAUAAUGAACAUAAUGAACGUCCACCUGGAUGUCGUAUAAUGAACAUAAUGAACGUCCACCUGGAUGUCGUAUAAUGAACGUCCACCUGGAUGUCGUAUAAUGAACAUAAUGAACUUCCACCUGGAGGUCAGAUAAUGAACUUCAGUGCCAUAACAUCGUGUCCCUUAUUUUCAUUGCCGUCGGGGGGAAACCUUAUCAUCAUGUCAGUGGUCCGGCUACGUAGGCUUUGUGACUGGCUACUGCUCUGUAAAUAUGUAUUUAUGUUAAUAUCUGCCAGUCUACCAAGUGUCAUUCAUCUUCUCGAAAUUGGAAGAGAAAUUGGGAGGAUGCUAAAAUGGAGUGCGUGUCUGUCUGUGAGCUGUUGUAAGGAGCAGUGGUGGUGUUGAUGUAGCGUGCCUUUUUAACAAGACGAUGCCUACAGUCCUGAACUAACUCAAUGCAGUGAAUGAAGCCUUAGGUCCUGUGACCUGUGAGAACAAUACUAGAAUCAUGUCUAAGCGGGUCAUUCUGGAAGCGGUAGUAUAUAGUAUUCUACAGAGUCCAAUCCAGGUUAAGAAUUCUCCUUUAUUUUAGCAUUAGCGUAUGUUACUCAGGCAGACAGGCACAGCCAAUAAUAGGAUGCUUUCCCCAUAUAAACAGAGUUGAUGGCGAGGGCCAAUAGGGCAGAAACCGUUAAUCGCUGUCAGUAAUACCACUCCUGGCCCGAACUCUGAUGAAUGGGUUGUUUACUUCACUGUGAGUCCUGGGGUCAUCUGCCCCCAAGUGUUCUUUGUUUCUGGGCUGUUUUCUGUCCCGGAGGUGCCCUACCUGUCCCCUAAAGGUCACGCUCGUCCCCACUCAUGACAGAGGACUGACGACAUGAGAUGGCUCAAAGCUGGAAUCCCGUCCAUGGAAUCCCAUCCACUCGUGUGUGCGUGCGUGCGUGCGUGCGUGUGUGUGCGGGCGUGCGCGCAUUAUGCCAUUCGGAACAAGAUACUGUCUCCAUGUAGUCAAUGGUUCUUCAUUUUACAGCAGCAUCAUUUCUGUAUAAAUGUAUUUCAACACACAGAAAUGACCGUAGCUGUAUGUAGGGUGUAUUUCCAGGCCAUGAUUGUGUUCUGCCAUAUUACUACCAUCAGGCCAAAUGUUACCGUGCCAUCAAAUGAACAGCCGUUUACUUGUCUGAAAGUAUGAACUGUUAUUUUGGCUUUGCCUUGUUUGUGAUUUGGUAUGUAGCAAAUAACGCUCAGCCUGUACAACACAUUUUCUUUUAUCAUGCCCAGAAGAAAGUAUUGUGUCGAAGUGCCAAUGUAUGUAUAGCAAAUUAAAUGUUUCAUUUUGUA
Messenger RNA from Esox lucius (northern pike), 2528 nucleotides. Its product is annotated as breast cancer metastasis-suppressor 1-like protein-A. The transcript has 12 exons. Lineage: Eukaryota; Metazoa; Chordata; Actinopteri; Esociformes; Esocidae. The coding region runs from base 142 to 1179 and encodes 345 amino acids. The record is from RefSeq and is a predicted model, not a curated record. Gene Ontology annotation, cellular component: Sin3-type complex. Gene Ontology annotation, biological process: negative regulation of transcription by RNA polymerase II. Gene Ontology annotation, molecular function: histone deacetylase binding.